AGAUUGGAUGCGGAUGCCAAAACUUAAUUUCCCUAAUUGAUUGCGGAUUGGCUGCUUAGGCCUAUGAAGUAGCUUGGUGUUGGCCGCAAUAGGUUAUUACAAGGAGUUCUAAUAUUUCAACCCAACUUCCUCUCUCUUCUUUCCCGUUUUCUUUUCUUUUUUUCUUUUUUUUUUUUUAAACUUCUUCUCCUUUCUCUGAACUGCUUAAGGCGAAGUUGCAUUCAAGGUUAUCACCAAGUCUUUUGAGUCUUGGAUACAAGGAAGUUUUCAGCAAGGCGCAUAGUGCAGCAUUUUCGAUAUCUCCCAAGUUUUUGGCACUUCUAGCGAAAGAAAUUAAAAAACUCCCUUUGGUUAUAAAUUGGGGGAAGAUUGAUCCGUCAAGGGUCAAAGAAUGCUUCUUCGGUGUCCUUUUGUCACAUCCUGUGGUGACCGGCGUUAUUUAUUAUCUGGCUUAGAUUCUAAAACUCAUCAUACAGCAACCUUAGAAAUUCAAGUUUUAGGCGUUGCGAUGAAGAGUUUUAAGAGUGGAAAUGGAGCUUCAUCUGUUCAGCUCAAGAACCACAUCACGUGUUGUCGAUCAUCCAAAGAGGAUUCAUCUAGUUCAGUCAGACAGGACGAGAUAUCUGUACAUGGAGUGUCUAACAAAGUUGUUGGUGUCUUGGGAGGAGGGCAAUUGGGUCAGAUGUUAUGUCAGGCAGCUUCACAGAUGGGUAUCAAAGUAAUGGUUUCGGAUCCGCUCGAGAACUGUCCAGCAAGUGCUCUUGCGUACGGCCAUGUAGUUGGAAGAUUUGAUGAUAGUGCUGCAGUUGAAGAAUUUGCAAAGAGGUGCGGAGUAUUGACUUUUGAAAUUGAACAUGUUGAUGUUGCUGCACUAGAAAAGCUUGAGCAAGAAGGGGUAGAUUGCCAGCCUAAAGCCUCGACAAUUCGAAUAAUUCAAGAUAAAUACCUUCAGAAAAUACACUUUUCUCAGCACGGGAUUCCAAUGCCUGAAUUUAGGGAGAUAAAUGACGAAGAAAGUGCAAGGGAAGCUGGGGACUCAUUUGGGUAUCCUCUUAUGAUCAAGAGCAAAAGGUUAGCCUAUGAUGGCCGUGGAAAUGCUGUUGCUCAUACCAAAGAGGAUCUUUCUUCUUGUGUAGCUGCUCUUGGAGGAUAUGGUCACGGUUUAUAUGUCGAGAAGUGGGCGCCAUUCGUGGCGGAGCUGGCUGUCAUUGUUGCAAGGGGAAGGGAUGGUUCCCUUUCAUGCUAUCCUGUGAUUGAAACCAUUCACAAGGAUAACAUUUGUCACAUAGUCAAGGCACCUGCAGAAAUACCAUGGAAGAUCAAGGAACUUGCUACUGAUGUUGCGCAAAGAGCUGUCAGGUCAUUAGAUGGAGCUGGUGUCUUUGCGGUCGAGUUGUUUCUGACCAAAGAUGAGCAGAUUUUGCUCAACGAAGUUGCUCCCAGACCUCACAAUAGUGGGCAUCAAACAAUAGAAUCUUGCUAUACUUCACAAUAUGAGCAGCAUUUACGAGCUGUUCUUGGUCUUCCACUCGGUGACUCUUCAAUGAAGAUCCCAGCUGCUAUCAUGUACAAUCUACUUGGUGAAGAGGAGGGUGAACAAGGGUUUGCUUUAGCUCAUCAACUAAUUGGAAGAGCGUUGAAUGUUCCCGGAGCUUCUGUUCACUGGUAUAACAAGCCAGAAAUACGAAAGCAGCGCAAGAUGGGUCACAUUACAAUUGUUGGCCCCUCCAUGGUCAAUGUGGAAAAUAAACUGAAGUCCUUGCUAAGUAAAGAAGAUAAAAUUUCAGAUGGUCUGAGCCAAGCUACCCCUCUUGUUGGAAUUAUAAUGGGUUCUGAUUCAGAUCUUCCUAUCAUGAAGGAGGCGGCCAAGGUGUUGGACAUAUUUGGCGUGCCUUAUGAGGUACGAAUAGUUUCAGCACACCGGACCCCCGAACUGAUGAAUGUUUAUGCUAAAUCAGCUCAUAAACGAGGCAUUCAAGUUAUAAUUGCUGGUGCUGGUGGUGCAGCACACUUGCCAGGUAUGGUGGCAUCAGAAACUCCCCUACCUGUUGUAGCUGUUCCUAUACGCGGCUCUCAGUUAGGGGGGCUCGACUCUGUCUUAUCUAUGCUCCAGAUGCCAAGAGGUAUUCCAACAGCUACGGUUGGUAUAAAUAACGCAGAAAAUGCAGCUUUGCUUGCUGUGAGGACACUGGCGAUUUUAUAUCCUGAAAUGCAGGCUAGAAUGAUCCAAUAUCAGCAAGACAUGACGGAUGAUGUCCUGAGGAAAGGAGACAAGUUAAUGGACCUUGGUUGGGAAGGAUAUUUGGAUUCUAGAUAAGCUUAUGUGAACAUUAAAGUCUUCAAUAUAAUUAGUCUUCAUCCGUCAAGCUUUAUCUUCCUGCUAUGAAAUGCAAAAAUUACUACUUUCUCGUCUUCUGCCUUUGUAAUCCUGUUGACUUCGAGUGUUAUAAGCAUUCUUUUACUGAUUGCGCUUUCACCAAGGCCAUAUAUGGUUUGGUCUGGGUGUUGGUUUCCCUCCCUGUAAUGAAUUAUUCUUAAAAUGGGGUCACUCCCGGUUUGGACUUUGGAGAUCCUUGGGUUAGCUGGACUGGAACCCUCUUGAUCUUAUUAACCAGAUUAGAAAAACA
This is a messenger RNA of Papaver somniferum (opium poppy), 2627 nucleotides long. Its product is annotated as phosphoribosylaminoimidazole carboxylase, chloroplastic-like. Gene Ontology annotation, molecular function: phosphoribosylaminoimidazole carboxylase activity; metal ion binding; ATP binding. The transcript is spliced from 3 exons. Gene Ontology annotation, biological process: 'de novo' IMP biosynthetic process. The record is from RefSeq and is a predicted model, not a curated record. NCBI's taxonomy places the organism in Eukaryota, Viridiplantae, Streptophyta, Magnoliopsida, Ranunculales, Papaveraceae. Gene Ontology annotation, cellular component: chloroplast. Bases 392 to 2317 code for a protein of 641 amino acids.